Camelina sativa (false flax) is the source of this 1325-nucleotide messenger RNA. Its product is annotated as factor of DNA methylation 2-like. Gene Ontology annotation, biological process: gene silencing by siRNA-directed DNA methylation. The record is from RefSeq and is a predicted model, not a curated record. NCBI's taxonomy places the organism in Eukaryota, Viridiplantae, Streptophyta, Magnoliopsida, Brassicales, Brassicaceae.
AUGUUUUAUCAUUCUGUUUACCUUGGAAUUUCAGAGUCGAUCAGACAAGAUAGUGUAUUGCCCUUUGAGUUACCAUCUACCGUGGUGUCUGAUAAUGCCAAUUCCACUACAAACCUAGAACAAGCCACAUCUCUUGCGUUUGAAGGAAGAAAGAAUCAACAGUUGCUUCUCGUUAUCGAUAGGAUCAUAGCAGAAAAAAAGGCGCAAGAAAAAGAUCUGCGCACCGAGAUGGAGAAGCUGGAUGCUAAGGCCAAACGAUUGGAAGGAAUGUUGGAAGCAAAAAAUUAUGAUGAAGCAGAGAAUGAGCUACUACUCAUGGAUGAUGAUAUGAACGUUUCAGUCCAGAUGGCCGCCCUUGAGAUCGGAAAGGCUGACGAAAGCCUGCUAAAACUUGAAGAAAAUCAUAAGAUGGAAAGAAAUGAACUUUUGAACAAGUUAAGUGAGUUUGAGAAGCAGCUAGAGACCAAACAUAUACUGGAAAUGGAGAACCUAGUACGCCAAAGCAAUGAGCUCGGAAAGAAUGAUGAUAUUAACAUUUCAGUCCAGAUGGCCGCCCUUGAGCUCGGAAAGCCUGACGAACGCCUGUUCAAACUUGUAGAAAAGCAAAAGAUGGAAAGAAAAGAGCUUUUGAAGAAGUUAAUUCAGUUUGAGAAGCAGCUAGAGACCAAACAUGUACAGGAAAUAAACCUAGUACGCCAAAGCAAUGAUAUGCAAGCAGCGCGUGAAGUAUUGAUUGAGGUUUGGCCUGAGUUGGAUGCCCAAACCGAUAUCGGGAUAAAACUGAUGGGAAAACUUGAUGAGAAGCCCUUCCUGAAUGUUUGCAAGAAGAAAUAUCCUGCACAUGAAGCUACGGCUAAAGCUGCUACCCUUUUCUCUAGAUGGCAGGAGAACCUCAAGGAUUCAGCAUGGCAUCCGUUCAAAAGGGAAUUAACCGGGGACAAAGAAAAAGAAGUGCUUGACGAAGAGGAUGAACAGUUGAAGAAGCUUAAAGGAGAGUGGGGAGAAGAGGUGCAUAAGGCUGUUAAAACAGCAGUCGAGGAGAAGAAUGAGUAUAAUGCAAGUGGAAUCCUAGAACUUUGGAACUUCAAAGAAGAAAGGAAAGCAACACUUCAGGAAGUGAUUGAAUUUUUUCUAACAACGUCAAAUGACGCAGAAGAACCUGAAAGGUGUGCUAUAACUUCGGCAGUUAUAUAGAGCCAACUUGUGUAAUGUGCGGGUUUAAAUUUACAUACGCUAGCUACAUAACCUUUGCGGGUUUAAGUUUCUACUCAUGUUUUGGCAUUGGAACAAAUAUUCUAGGUACCUUAAUCAUUUAUAUAUCUAUA